Molecule: messenger RNA, 861 nt
Organism: Eutrema salsugineum
Lineage: Eukaryota; Viridiplantae; Streptophyta; Magnoliopsida; Brassicales; Brassicaceae
Product: lamin-like protein
Exons: 2
Coding region: 127-645 (172 amino acids)
Cellular component (GO): plasma membrane
Molecular function (GO): electron transfer activity
Source: RefSeq, a predicted model, not a curated record
AGCAGUUGAAAAAGGGAAAGAAAAAAAUUUGGCUAUGAAAACCCACUAGUCCACCUCUAAAUCACAAAUUGCGCAACUAAUAAGUCUAGAAAGAGAGAGAGAGAGAGUGUGUCGAUAGAGAGAAAAAUGGCGAGAUUCACGGUGUUAAUUGCGGCGGUGAUACUGGCUUUUGUAGUGGCGGCGCCGGUGCCGGAAGUGACGGCGAAGAAGUAUACAGUCGGCGACAACAAGUUUUGGAAUCCCAACAUUAACUAUACCAUCUGGGCUCAGGGAAAGCAUUUCUACCUCGGAGACUGGCUCUAUUUCGUGUUCGACAGAAACCAACACAACAUUCUUGAAGUAAACAAGACCGACUAUGAAAGCUGUAUCUCCGACCAUCCUAUCCGAAACUGGACACGUGGAGCUGGGAGAGACGUCGUUACUCUCAAUGUGACCAAGCAUUACUAUCUACUUGACGGAAAGGGUGGCUGUUACGGCGGCAUGAAGCUCGCUGUUAAAGUCGAGAAACUUCCUCCUCCACCGAAAUCUGCGCCUGUCAAGAACGUUGGAUCAGUUUCCAUGGUCACAGGUCUCGCUCAGUUCAUGAUUCCGGCUGCUCUUUUCUCUGUUUCGACAAUGUGGGAUGCGUUCUUAAUGAUGUGGUAAAUGGUAGUGACCGAUCUCAGAGACUUUAGUUGGAUCCAAUCUCGAUUUGAAAAACCUCUUAUUCUUUUCAGGGAAAGCUUUUAAUUUAGUAAGUGAAAUCAGUUGAGAUCUUUAUCUUUGUAAUGUUGGAUUGUUGGUUCUAAUCUUUUGUUUUGUUUGUGUCUCCGAAUCAAUUGUUGAAAAAAGUUGUAUUUGAUUUAUUUGAGAAAUUAAUUA